AUGAACCUCCCAAAAGGCCAGUUAGUGGACGAGCAGACUAGGUGUAUACAUUGGAAUUCGCCACUAGACGUAGUGUGCUUCAAGUUCAAAUGUUGUGAAUCUUUUUAUGCGUGUUACUCUUGUCAUGAGUCUCAGGAGUCUCAUUUAAUAAAGAGAUAUAAUCUGACUUCUGAACCAACUGAGGAAGUGGUGUUAUGCGGGGUUUGCAGAGAAGCUAUGACGUUUGAGGAGUAUCGGAACGGACUGAUGCGCACAGAACAGCUAGACUGUCCGUAUUGCGGUGCCCUCUUCAACCCCGGUUGCAAGUUACAUUACUCCAUUUACUUUGAUAUGUAA
Lachancea thermotolerans CBS 6340 is the source of this 336-nucleotide messenger RNA. RefSeq names its product Hot13p (gene HOT13). Gene Ontology annotation, biological process: protein import into mitochondrial intermembrane space. Gene Ontology annotation, molecular function: zinc ion binding. Lineage: Eukaryota; Fungi; Ascomycota; Saccharomycetes; Saccharomycetales; Saccharomycetaceae. Gene Ontology annotation, cellular component: mitochondrial intermembrane space. The coding region runs from base 1 to 336 and encodes 111 amino acids. The transcript has a single exon. The record is from RefSeq and is a predicted model, not a curated record.